GAGGACAGUAAACACCCCACCCAAACAUGCCGAGUGCUUCUUGAAUUAAAAGCGGAGAGAAAAGGGCAAUCUGAGAUUGCCGGAUGACGUCGCGCUGAUGCCGAGCCAAGCUCCAUGGUGUCAGCGCUGCCCCCGCAGUAAGUGAGCUUCCGACGGGAGGGAAGGAGGAGGAUGGCGUUCGUGACGGUGGAGUUUGAUUUCGAAUACAAGGCGAAGGACGGUCGGCGCAUCGCCAUCAAACCCAACGAGAGGUACGUGCUCCUCUCCAAGACCAAUGACCACUGGUGGCACGUUUGCAAGGACCAAGGCUCCAAACCCUUUUACGUCCCCGCCGAGUACGUGAAGGAGGUCUCCCCGUCUCCCGGAGGUUCUCCUCGCCCUAAAAAGUCUGACUCAGCCAAGGGUCAGACUAAAAGUAAACCAGGGGAUGGGACAAAGAAUAGAUUGGCGGACAUGACCAAGAAAGCACCCCUUGAAACGGCGGCUCGUGCAUUUGGUAGGGAUGACUCAAAAGAAAUGUUCCGCUUCUCUACGUUUGGCUUGUGGGCCGACGUGCCCAACGAGGCUCUGACGGUGCCGCCGGCCGCCAGGAUCCGUGCUCACAGUUUGAACGACACAACCAAACCCAAGACGCCCAACUCAUCGGGCAGGUUGGCAGUCACUCCGGAACCGGUGACGGAACCGUGUGUCACACCUCGGCCCGCAGGAAAGCCGCAGCAGGCGAAGAGCCCGAAGCAGGACAGAGCCAAAGGGGAGCAAUCUGCUUCCGUGAACGAUGAAGAUGCGGAUUUGCCGGACAUAUGUGACAUGGAUUUCCCUUCGCCCCCGCCGUACUUCUACGAAACAACUCCAGAGAUAAGCGUAACGGACUGUGACUCCUUUCCUGAGCCACCUGACCCUGUUGAGUGCUCGCCCGGAGAAUCGGCACCGCAGCAUCCGAGCUCUGGUCAGACCGCAGGAGACGCUCCCGUGAGAGAAGAGCAGCUGAAGGUGCAGGAUGAAAAUCUCCGGACAGCCGUGUAUGUCAACGUAGCGCAGCUUCGCCAAAGCAUCUCAGAAUCCCCCCCAUCAGACCCCUCGCCCUGCUCUCCUUCCUACCUAAAACAGGAGGGAUGGGAGGUUCAUGUUGACCAAGAAAGUGGACAGGAAUAUUACUAUCACCCCGACACGGGGAGCACCACCUGGGACAACCCCUUUUUAGACUCCCCCACGGACCCUGAGCGGCUCCCUCCGGAGGUACCUUGCUCUCCGUCACCCCCUCCGACCGAGUCGGCGUCAGACUGGGAGCAGCUGGUGGAUGAGAGCACUGGUCGGCCUUACUUCUACAACCACAUGUCCGGGGAGACGUCCUGGGACCCUCCCGAGCAGCAGAGCCCUUACCCGUCUCCGAUGGAGCCCAUGAGUGUGCACAGGUUUCAGGAUGACGGGCCGCCUCCCUUACCUGCAGAGGACUACCCAUCGGAGGAUUACCCCGGUGCAGACCAAGCCGUGUUCUACUCGGAUGUCAACAACUCGGGACCCCCCGCCCUUCCGAAGGAUUAUGCCCUCGGUCCUGUGGGUCGCACCGUCAUUCCCCGGGCCAACCUUGACCGCAGUACCCCGCCUGGUUGGAACCUUACUGUGGAACCCAAUGGGACGUGGGUUUUCACCAGUGAAAACUCUCCAGAUCAGUGGAUCAAGUCGGUGGAUGAUCAGGGGCAGACCUAUUACUACCUGAGAGAUGGCUCCAAGUCCGAGUGGACUCUACCUGAGGCCCCUGCGGCUCUGUCCCACUCCGGUGUGCACAACGGUGAUGAGAAUGAAAAUGUGCCCGUCAUCAAAAACUGGCGAGACUCGAGGGUACCCGCUCAGUUCUGCACCACCCAGGAAGAUGGGAGGUUCGUCCAGACUCACCUGAGGAACACAUCCGACCACAGCAGCGACAGCUCCAGCACAGGAAACUCUCCAGAGCAUAACGUACAGAAUUUGGAGAAAGCUGGAAUUCUUAACAAAACAAAAGUGUGUGAGAAUGGGAAGAAAGUAAGGAAAAACUGGGUUUCAACGUGGACGGUUCUCCAAAGAGGAGUCCUGACGUUCCACAAAGAUCCCAAACCCUCGCCGGGCGCUGUGAACAAGACCAAUCAGAUCGUUCCAGAGUUCACGGUGGAUCUGAAGGGCGCUACGAUUGGCUGGGCCACAAAGGACAAGUCCAGCAAAAAGAAUGUUUUAGAGCUCAAAGGGAAGAACGGCGUGGAGUUCCUAAUGCAGUACGACACAGAAAGCAUCAUCACUGACUGGCACAAAAUUUUAGUGGACACCAUUCGACAGCUUGACUAUCAGGAACACCACUCUGAGGAAGACGAUGGAGACAUAUAUGAGAAAAUCGUAGAACGAGAAGACAAACCUGGCGUUGUCGUAGACAAGCGAAAAGCACAAAGGCCGAGCGUAACGCAGUCGCCCAGCUCUGCAGGGGAAACUGACCAGAAGAAGGUUCGGACCAAGCUGAUGAAGUUCCUCAUGAAGCGCCCGACGCUGCAGUCGGUCAAAGAAAAAGGCUACAUUCGAGAAAAUGUGUUUGGCUGUCAUCUGGCUACACUCUGCAAUCUGGAGAGGACCACAGUUCCCAGUUUUGUGGAGAAAUGUAUCAACGCAGUAGAGAGGAGAGGUUUAGAUAUCGAUGGGCUGUACAGAGUCAGUGGGAACCUCGCUGUCAUACAGAAGCUUCGCUUCAAGGCAGAUCAUGAGGAACUGGACCUGGAGGAUGGUCAGUGGGAAGACGUCCACGUCAUUACCGGAGCACUGAAAUUAUUUUUCCGAGAGCUUCCUGAGCCUCUUUUCCCAUUCAGCCACUUUAAUAACUUCAUUUCAGCCAUAAGAAUUUCUGAUUACAACUCAAAACUAUCUCACAUGUAUGAUCUGGUCAGAUCGCUUCCUCCUCCAAACCACGACACUAUGAAGCUGCUCUUUGGGCAUUUACACAGGGUGAUUCAGUGUGGGGAGGACAAUCGCAUGACCGUGCAGAACGUCGCCAUCGUGUUCGGCCCGACGCUGCUUCGACCGGAAACGGAGACGGCGAACAUCACCAUGCACAUGGUCUUCCAGAACCAGAUCGUGGAGCUCAUCCUAAAUGAAUACACAUAUAUCUUCGGCUAAAAGCGGACACGCGCACACCUGGACACACGUGUAUAAAUAGUUUGACUAUCUCUCUUUUUUUUUUUUUUUUAAGUUUUCCCUUUGCAUGCACAUCCGCUGCCUCGAUGCCACGUGUAAAAUGAAUGAUGUUUGGUGGAGUAAGUUAAAGGUGCCAUUGGAGUUAACCUGCCAAGAUAAGGGAUUUCCCAGCUGUCUUUGCCCUGUAUGUUUUUCACCUGAGGACGCUCGCACUGUCAAACUACGUGUGCCAGUAUUGUACAUAUCUGAACCGCACAGGUUUGACGUUUUCCUCAGUGAUAGAAGCACUGUAUCAAACCGCUUUCCCUCUUUGAGACCCUAAUUUGUCUGAAUGUCACAAGCCACUUUCGCCUGGUUUGGCUCUUGCUCUUUUUGCUUUAGUUUAAGUCACAGAAGAUAAGGCCGGUUAAACCUGGGAAGCAUUAAUGCUGUCUUAAAUUAGUUUCCGUCUUGAUUUUUUUUUAAGCAUUUGACAUCUUUCUAACGUUUGUUUUGGAUUUGAUGUUACUGUAUGUCACUUAAGGCAAUAACUGAUAUUGUGUUCUAAUAUUUUCACCUUUGCCCUUGAAUUUACUGUAAUAUAGAAAUGUAUUAAAAAACUGAAAUUAUUGCCAACAUGUUGGUAUGAAGUAGAACAUAAAAUGUGUAGAUUAUGAAAGACUUUAAGAUUAUUUUUUAAUGAUGCCGUUCUUAAAGAGAUUGUAAGAUAACGCCACAUAAAGAUGAAAUGGUGAUUUAUUGACGGUUUGAAGUUAACUCAGUCUAACAGUGAAACAGAAAAGUAGAAAUUUAGCAUAACUAUGUCCUGUAAAUAGUAAUAAAUGGCAUAUUUUAUGCUGCAAGUUGGUGGAGAAAGUUCUUUCUAUAAUAAAUUAACUUUUGAAAAGAAA
This is a messenger RNA of Fundulus heteroclitus (mummichog), 4040 nucleotides long. It is a transcript of the gene arhgap27, whose product is annotated as Rho GTPase activating protein 27. The coding region runs from base 172 to 3132 and encodes 986 amino acids. Gene Ontology annotation, molecular function: protein binding. The transcript has 18 exons. Gene Ontology annotation, cellular component: cytoplasm. NCBI's taxonomy places the organism in Eukaryota, Metazoa, Chordata, Actinopteri, Cyprinodontiformes, Fundulidae. Gene Ontology annotation, biological process: regulation of GTPase activity; signal transduction. The record is from RefSeq and is a predicted model, not a curated record.